Astyanax mexicanus (Mexican tetra) is the source of this 11128-nucleotide messenger RNA. It is a transcript of the gene celsr1b, whose product is annotated as cadherin EGF LAG seven-pass G-type receptor 1b. Gene Ontology annotation, molecular function: G protein-coupled receptor activity; calcium ion binding. The transcript is spliced from 35 exons. NCBI's taxonomy places the organism in Eukaryota, Metazoa, Chordata, Actinopteri, Characiformes, Acestrorhamphidae. The coding region runs from base 151 to 9246 and encodes 3031 amino acids. Gene Ontology annotation, biological process: cell surface receptor signaling pathway; homophilic cell-cell adhesion; G protein-coupled receptor signaling pathway. Gene Ontology annotation, cellular component: plasma membrane. The record is from RefSeq and is a predicted model, not a curated record.
CCGCGCUGGAGUUAAGAGGGUUUAUGGACAACUUUCUGGAAGUUCUGGAGCACACAUGAGCCUGGAAUGUGAGCACGCGGAGAUCUGGUGCGAGACUCGGUCGCCUGCGGAUGUGUAUGUGGUUUGGGGGCUGAGAUGAUGUGAGGAGCCAUGGAUUUACCAAUGAAAUGGAUCUGGUUUGGAGUAACGCUUCUCGUUCAUCUUCCACUCUAUGGAUGCUUCGAGCUCCACUUUCCGGAGAGUCUCCAGCCCGGAGCCGCGCUGCUGAACGCCUCUCUGGGUCCGGGCUGGAUUUACAGCAUAGACUGGUCUCUGACGGCCAGCUCGAUCGGACGCUGCGUGCGGAUCGGCAGCACUGAUGGAGUUGUGACUCUCGCGCGGAAAGUUCACUGCUCGCGCUUCACGAGGCUCCCGGCGCCCCUGCAUUUCAGACUAACAUCACUAUUGUCUGGGAACGCGGUGCUCAUUCAUUUCAACACGUUCAUUCACGGGCAGAACUGCUUUAGCAAACACAAAAGAAAGCCUCCAAAGCGAGAACUGGACGCUUCCAUUCAUCUCCGUUCUGGAUAUGGGACGUGCUUUAGCUCCAGUAUGUUACCUUUUAGUAUAUAUGAGCAUUUACCAGCUUUUACGUGGCAAGCUCAGAUACUUCAGGCUACUUGUAAAGAAAAACAAGAGAGGCAUGAAAAGUUUUUGAGUAAAGCCUCAGCUGGCUCUCAGCAGUGUCUGCCUCAGCAUGCCACUUUCCUCUGUACAGUGCCUAAUGCUACUUCUCUAGACAGGGUGUUAUUUCUGCAAGUGCAAUUGCAUUUCAGCUCAAACCAUGGUCAUUUUCAUAAUCAAGACUUUGGUUUGAGCAGUGAACAGUGGGUUAAACGCCUCAAAAGAAAUGCCAAUUCAGCCCCACAGUUCCAACUGCCCAACUACCAGGUUUCUGUGCCCGAGAAUGAACCCUCAGGGACCCGGGUCAUUACCCUCAAAGCAUUUGACUCAGACAAUGGUGAUGCCGGUGUCUUGGAGUACGACAUAGAAGCUCUGUUUGACAGCAGAUCCAACGACUACUUCCAAAUCAACCCUGACACAGGUGGUAUCACAACUCUGCAGCCCUUAGACAGGGAGAUGAAGGACACCCAUGUGUUCAAAGUCACAGCCACUGACAAUGGCACUCCCAGAAGGUCUGCCACAGCCUAUCUAACAAUCACAGUCAGCGACACCAAUGACCACAAGCCUGUGUUUGAGCAGACCGAGUACAGGGUCAGCAUUCGAGAAAAUGUAGAGGUUGGUUUUGAAGUCAUGACAAUCCGAGCCACUGAUGGAGAUGCUCCAUCCAAUGCCAAUAUGAUCUAUAAGAUUGUGAAUGAGGAAGAUGUGAAAUCUGUGUUCGAAAUCGACCCAAGGAAUGGUUUGGUUAGAAUUAAAGUUCGUCCAGAUAGGGAGGUCAAGUCAGAGUACCAGCUGAGAGUGGAAGCUAAUGACCAAGGCAAAGAUCCUGGUCCACAUAGUGCCACGGCCACCGUGCACAUUACCAUUGAGGACGAGAAUGAUAACUACCCACAGUUUAGUCAAAAAAGAUAUGUGGUCCAAGUUCUCGAGAAUGUGGCUGUUAACUCAGAGGUAGCACAGGUUAAGGCCACUGAUAAAGACAAUGGGGUUAACGCCAAAGUGCAUUACAGCAUAAUCAGUGGGAACGUGAAAGGCCAGUUUUACAUUCACUCUCCCACUGGUGUCAUUGACGUCAUCAACCCUCUGGAUUACGAGAUGAUAAGAGAGUAUAAUCUGCGUAUAAAGGCUCAAGAUGGUGGUAGGCCGCCUCUCAUUAAUGGCACAGGUAUGGUCGUUGUGCAAGUAGUGGAUGUGAACGAUAAUGCCCCUAUGUUUGUCAGUACACCUUUUCAGGCCUCUGUGCUGGAGAAUGUUCCAGUUGGUCACUCUGUGAUUCAUAUUCAAGCUAUUGAUGCAGAUUCAGGAGAUAAUGCUCUUUUGGAGUACAGACUCACCGACACCUCACCUGGAUUUCCUUUUGUUAUUAAUAACAGCACAGGCUGGGUAACAGUCUGCUUGGAACUGGACAGAGAGAUCACUGAGUUUUACACGUUCAGUGUUGAGGCAAGGGACCAUGGGCUUCCUGGGAUGUCAUCUUCAGCAAGCGUGAGUGUGACAGUGUUGGACGUGAAUGACAAUGUUCCCACCUUUACACAAAAAAUCUACAACCUGAAGAUCAAUGAGGAUGCUGCAGUAGGAGCCAGUGUUCUCACAGUCACAGCAGUGGACAGGGAUGUGAACAGUGUGGUGACCUACCAGAUCUCUAGUGGGAACACACGUAAUAGGUUUGCUAUCACCAGCCAGAGUGGUGGUGGACUCAUCACGUUAGCUCUUCCACUAGACUACAAACAGGAACGUCAGUAUGUCCUUACAGUGACGGCCUCGGAUGGUACACGCUUUGACAAUGCCCAGAUUUUUAUUAAUGUUACAGAUACCAACACCCAUCGUCCUGUGUUUCAGAGUGCCAACUACCAGGUGUUAGUGAGUGAGGACAAACCAGUGGGUUCCACCGUUGUGGUGAUCAGUGCCACAGAUGAAGACACUGGUGAGAAUGCACGCAUUACCUAUGUAAUGGAGGACAAUGUGCCUCAAUUUAAGAUCCACCCUGACACAGGUGCCAUCACCACUCAGAUUGAAAUUGACUAUGAAGACCAAGCCUCCUACACUUUAGCUAUUAUUGCGCGUGACAAUGGCAUCCCUCAGAAAUCUGACACCACCUAUGUGGAGAUCAUUGUCCUUGAUGCCAAUGACAAUGCACCACAGUUUUUGAGAGACAUCUACCAGGGUACUGUGUUUGAGGAUGCACCUGUAUACACAAGUGUCCUUCAAGUGUCUGCCUCAGACAGGGAUUCAGGGUCCAAUGGCAGGGUGAGUUAUACUUUUCAGGGAGGAGAUGAUGGCGAGGGUGAUUUCUUUAUUGAACCAUACUCAGGAAUAAUUAGAACAGCUAGGAAAUUGGAUAGGGAGAAUGUAGCUCUAUACAACCUGAAAGCUUUCGCAGUGGACAAAGGUGUUCCCCCUCUAAAAGCUACAGUGGAUGUUCAGGUGACAGUGCUAGAUAUUAACGAUAAUGCUCCUGUGUUUGAAAAGGAUGAGUUGUACAUCUAUGUGGAGGAAAACAGUGCAGUAGGCUCUACUUUGGCUCGCAUCAGUGCUACAGAUCCUGAUGAGGGAACCAAUGCUCAGAUCUUGUACCAGAUUGUGGAGGGUAAUGUUCCUGAGGUCUUCCAACUAGACAUUUUUAGUGGGGACCUUAUUGCCCUCUCUGACCUGGACUAUGAAGCCAAGAUGGAGUACCUGAUUGUUGUCCAGGCCACCUCAGCCCCACUGGUCAGUCGGGCUAUUGUUCAUGUUCGCCUUGUGGACGUCAAUGACAAUUACCCUGUUUUGCAGGAUUUUGAGAUCAUUUUCAACAAUUACGUCACUAAUAAGUCAAAGAGCUUCCCAGCAGACGUCAUUGGGAAGGUGCCCGCUCAUGACCCGGAUGUGUCGGAUAAGCUUCUCUACACGUUUGUGGAGGGGAAUGAGCUGAGCUUGCUGAUUUUGAACCAGAACACAGGGGAGCUGAAGCUGAGUAAGGACCUGGACAACAACAGACCACUGGAGGCCACCAUGAGAGUGACUGUGUCAGAUGGCCUACAUCAAGUCUCUGCCCUCUGCACACUCCGGGUCACUAUCAUCACAGACGACAUGCUGACCAACAGCAUCACGGUGCGUCUGGAGAACAUGUCUCAGGAGCAUUUCCUGUCUCCUCUGCUGGGCCUGUUCGCUGAGGGUGUGGCCGCCGUGCUGUCCACCAGCCGCGAGGGCGUUUUUGUCUUCAACAUCCAGAACGACACAGACGUUGGUGCUCCUAUUCUCAAUGUCACUUUCUCAGCCCAGCAGCCCGGAGGCACCCUGGGGCGUUUCUUCCCCACCGAGGAGCUGCAGGAGCAAAUGUACCUGAACCGCACUCUACUGAGGCUCAUAUCCACGCAGCAUGUGCUGCCCUUCGAUGACAACAUCUGCCUGCGUGAGCCCUGUGAGAACUACAUGAAGUGUGUUUCAGUGCUGAAGUUUGACAGCUCUGCUCCCUUCGUGGCCUCCAGCACACUGCUGUUCAGGCCUAUACACCCGGUGAAUGGUCUGCGGUGCCGCUGUCCUGACGGCUUCACCGGAGACUACUGUGAGACAGAGAUAGACCUGUGCUAUUCUUCACCAUGCAAAAACAACGGCCUGUGCCGGAGCCGUGAAGGGGGAUACACCUGUGAGUGCCUGGAGGAUUUUACAGGAGAGCACUGUGAGGUGAAUUCCCGCUCUGGCCGCUGUGUGUCUGGUGUGUGUAAGAAUGGGGGCAGCUGUGUGGACCUGCUGGUGGGGGGGUUUAUGUGCCAGUGUCCUGAGGGAGAGUUUGAGAAGCCCUACUGUCAGAUGACCACACGCAGCUUCCCUGGGCACGCCUUCGUCACGUUCAGGGGCCUCAGACAGAGGUUUCACUUCACCCUGUCCUUCAUGUUUGCCACAAGAGAGAGAAAUGCACUUUUACUGUAUAAUGGCAGAUUUAAUGAGAAGCAUGACUUCAUUGCUGUGGAGAUCGUAGACGAGCAGAUCCAACUCACCUUUUCAGCUGGAGAGAGUAAGACUACAGUGUCGCCGUUUGCAGCUGCAGGAGUGAGUGAUGGACAGUGGCACACAGUGUGGCUGCACUAUUACAACAAGCCCAAUAUUGGACGUCUUGGCCUCCCGCAUGGUCCAUCAGAAGAGAAGGUGGCUGUGGUUGCCGUGGAUGACUGUGAUGUUGCCCUGGCUGUGCGCUUUGGUGGUCAGAUCGGAAACUAUACCUGUGCAGCUCGGGGAACCCAAACAGGCAAGAAGAAGUCUCUGGACCUCACUGGGCCUCUUCUGCUUGGUGGAGUUCCUGACCUGCCGGAGGAUUUCCCAAUACGUAAUCGUGACUUUGUGGGUUGCAUGAGGAACCUUAUCAUUGAUAGCAAACCUUUAGACAUGGCAACCUUUAUUGCCAAUAACGGCACUGCUGCAGGCUGUCCGGCGAAGAGUGACUUUUGCAGCAGGAGUGUGUGUCACAACGGAGGGGUGUGUGUGAACAAGUGGAACACACAUGCCUGUAGCUGCCCCCUCGGCUACGGGGGAAAGAACUGUGAACAUGCAAUGACCUCACCCCUGCACUUUGAUGGCAAUGGCAUGGUUUCAUGGAGUGAACCGGACAUCACAAUAGCAAUCCCGUGGUACAUAGGCCUGAUGUUUCGCACCCGUAAGAAUGCUGGCACUCUGCUUCAGGCCAGUGCUGGAGAGCUGUCCAGAUUCAACCUGCUGAUCAGUAACAGACACCUGCGUUUCCAGGUGUUUCUGGGCACUCGGCGGAUGGCUCUGCUGGAGUUUCCCCAAGUGCGUGUCAACGAUGGCGCAUGGCAUCACGUCCUGGUGGAGCUGAAGAGUGGGAAAGAUGGGAAAGACAUAAAGUACAUGGCCCUGGUGUCUCUGGACUAUGGCAUGUUCCAGAAAACAGUGGAGAUUGGGAACGAGCUGCCAGGUCUGAAGGUGAGGGGGCUGUGGAUGGGUGGACUGAUGAAGAAAGACGGCUCUGUGCUUAACGGCUUCAACGGCUGCAUGCAGGGUGUACGGAUGGGAGAAACCUCCACCAACACGGUGAACAUUAACGUUCGUCAGGCUCAGAGAGUGCACGUGAGGGAUGGCUGUGACAUGGCCAAUGCGUGUGUGUCUAACAUGUGUCCUGUACACAGCCGCUGCACCGACAACUGGGCCUCACACUCCUGCAUUUGUGAGCCAGGUUACUUUGGGCGAGACUGUGUGGAUGCGUGUCUGCUGAACCCGUGUGAACACAUCUCCAGCUGCAAACGCAAACCGGCCAGCAAACACGGCUACACCUGCGAGUGUGGACGCAACUACUAUGGGCAAUACUGCGAGCACAGAGGAGACCAGCCGUGUGCUCGAGGAUGGUGGGGCUACCCAAACUGCGGCCCAUGCAACUGUGAUGUCAACAAAGGCUUCAAAAGGGACUGUAAUAAGACUACUGGCGUGUGCAGCUGCAAGGAUAAUUUCUACCGCCCGCCUGGCAGUGACACCUGCUAUCCCUGUGAGUGUUUCCACCUCGGCUCCCAGAAUCGAACCUGUGACCUACUGACCGGCCAGUGCCCCUGUAAGAUGGGAGUGGUGGGACGGCAGUGUAACCGCUGUGAUAAUCCUUUUGCUGAGGUGACUGCCAGCGGCUGUGUGGUGGUUUAUGAUGGCUGCCCCAAGGCCUUUGAUGUAGGCAUCUGGUGGCCUAAGACUAUGUUUGGUGGCCCUGCAGCGAUGAACUGUCCCAAAGGAUCCAGUGGCACAGCUGUGCGCCACUGCAGUGAUGAGCACGGCUGGCUUCCUCCAGAGCUCUUCAACUGCACCUCCCACAGCUUUGCCAAGCUCAGGAAAGAGGUGGAGGAGCUGAAUGGUAACUCUUCCAGGCUGGAUGGGGAACGGUCUAAAAGUCUGGCUGCUACACUGCAGUCUGCCACCAAACACACGCAGCAUCUGUACGGGAGUGAUGUGAGGACAGCCUAUCAGCUGAUGAGCAGCAUCCUGCAGCGAGAGAGUCUGCAGCAGGGCUUCAACCUGUCCGCUACACACGACUCCUCUUUCAACAUGAACAUCGUAAAAGCGAGCAGUUCCAUCCUGGACCCUGAGAAUAAGGGUCACUGGGAGCAGAUUCAGCAGUCUGAUGGGGGUGUUGGCUUUCUGCUGCGUCAGUUUGAAGAGUAUGGCACCACCUUGGUGCAGAACAUGAGGAAGACCUACCUGAAACCUUUCACCAUCGUCACUGACAACAUGAUUGUUUCAGUGGACUUCCUGGACUCCUCCACUCCAGACCAGUCUGAACUUCCCCGCUUUAAAGACAUCUACGAGGUCUAUUCCAAAGAACUGGAGUCUUCUGUGCACUUCCCAGACAUGUUUAUUAAGCCACCAGAAUACACAGAUGUUGCCCCCACAGAGCCCCCUGUACUCCCUGUGAGUGAUCCUCCCAGCUCGUUUGUAGGUCCUGAGGGCACACAUCCUCAUAAUCUCACAAGUCCUGCACCCUCCGCUAAGAAAAGACGCCAUGUUGAGCUUCCUGAUCUUCCGUCUGUUGGCAUGGUGAUCAUCUACCGGUCUCUGGGCCAGCUUCUGCCUGAAAACUACGACCCAGACCGACGCAGUCUCAGACUGCCCACUCGUCCAGUCAUCAACAGCCCUGUGGUGAGUGUGGUGGCCUACAAAGAAGGAGACUCCAUCUCUGCUCCUCUGCAGAGACCCAUUACACUGACUUUCAGACUGCUGGAGACACAGGAAAGAACAAAACCUGUGUGUGUUUACUGGAAUCACUCAAUUCUGGCGAGUGGCUCGGGGGCCUGGUCUUCUAAAGGCUGUGAGCUGAUCUUCAGGAACUCCACUCACAUCAGCUGCCAGUGUAACCACAUGACCAGCUUUGCCGUGCUGAUGGACAUCUCCAAACGAGAGCAUGGCGAUGUUUUACCGCUGAAGGUUGUGACCUACACCACUGUCUCCGCCUCUCUGGUGGCCCUCCUCAUAACCUUCCUCCUGCUGGCUAUUCUCCGCAAACUACGCUCAAACCUGCACAGCAUCCACAAGAACCUGGUGGCAGCCAUCUUCCUCUCUGAGCUCAUCUUCCUUGCUGGCAUCAACCAGACUGACAACCCGUUUGUGUGUACAGUGGUGGCUAUUCUGCUGCACUACUCCUAUAUGUGUACAUUUGCCUGGAUGUUUGUGGAGGGGCUGCAUAUUUACCGCAUGCUGACUGAGAUGCGCAACAUCAACCAAGGCCACAUGCGAUUCUACUACGCCAUCGGCUGGGGCAUUCCUGCCAUUAUCACAGGUCUAGCUGUGGGUUUGGAUCCUCAGGGUUAUGGAAAUCCUGAUUUCUGUUGGCUCUCUGUUUACGACACAAUUAUCUGGAGCAUCACAGGACCCAUCAUCUUUGUAGUGCUGAUAAACAUCACUAUAUUUGUGCUGGCAGCAAAAGCCUCUUGUGGACGAAGACAGAGAACGUUUGAGAAGUCUGGAGCAAUCUCUGCUCUGCGUGUGGCCUUCCUGCUCCUGCUGCUUAUCAGCGCCACCUGGCUGCUGGGCCUGAUGGCUGUCAACAGUGAUGUUCUCACCUUUCACUAUUUGUUCGCUAUCAUCAGUUGCAUACAGGGCAUUUGCAUCUUCUUUUUCCACUGCAUCCUCAACAAAGACGUAAGAAAAAACCUAAAGAGCGUCUUCACAGGGAAGAAAGGGGCAGCAGAGGAACCCAGCACCACACGGGCCACCCUGCUGACUCGUUCUCUGAAUGGUAACACAAAUAUAGAGGAUGGCUGCCUGUACCGGACGCCCAUCGGAGAGUCCACUGUGUCGCUGGAGAGCUCAGUCAGAUCAGGGAAAAGCCACAGCAGCAACUACCUCGCCUACACACUCCGGGGGGAGCAGAAGCGAAGUGUGCCCUCCAGUGGCAGGAAAUCACGAAGCAAUGAGGGAGACCCUUCUUUGUACUACAGAAAAAGCAAGAGAAGAGCAGAUUCAGAUUCAGACAGUGAGCUCUCAGUGGAUGAGCACAGCAGCUCGUAUGCUUCCUCUCACUCAUCCGACAGCGAAGCAGAGAAAAGGAGCUCUAAGCCUAAGUGGAAUAAUGAGAGGAGUCCUGUUCACAGCACUCCCAAAGUUGAUUCUGUAUCCAAUCACACAAAGCCUUACUGGCCGGUGGAGCCCCCCACAGCCAGUGAAAGUGAGGGCACUGGUGGUCCAGAAAAACUGAAGGUGGAGACCAAAGCCAAUGUGGAGCUGCAUGAGACCAGUAAACUCAGUCCCAAUGGAGAGCUUUCUCAGAGUGAAGGCCCACCCAGCCAGCCCAGCAGCAACCAGCUGCCCCGGAGAGGUAUUUUAAAAAACAAAAUAAUUUACCCUCCUCCACUGACUGACAAGAACAUGAAGAACCGAUUACGGGAGAAGCUGAGUGACUAUAACCCCCCUACCCCCACCAUCCAGUGUAAAAGUCCAUCUGAGGGUUCUAAUGAAGGCCUUUGUGCCGUCACAGAGAAUAACGGCAUCGUUAUCAAACCCCCAGCUCUCACCCUCACAACCACUCUCAACGGGGUCACCAUGGGGCUCGGCACAGGCCCCGCCCUCGCAACUGAGGAGACAGACUCUGAUGGAAGCAAUGAAACCUCAAUCUGAAGGAGCUCUGUGAUUACUCUCUCACUGAUGGGUGUAGCAGCAGAGAUGUAGCUGUUGAAGAUCUAUGUUUGGGUGGAGGACAGUCACUGCCUGCAGAGCACUCCUACACUCCUAUGGAGAACGGGAUCGUCACAGAACUGGCUCCUGUGUGCACUGGAAAAAAGGGAACUGUGUGUAAAUUGUUACUUUAGAUGCUGGGAAGCUGACUACUACAUAUCGCAGCAUGCCAUAAACAAGAACACAUGACCAGGAUGCAUGGAACAAGGACUAAUGUUUGGCGUAACCCUGUUGCAGUGUAGUUCAUUCAAGGUUAAGUACCCCAGUUGGUGACAGUUCACAGUAAGGAAAUAUUUUUUGAUGUGUGACACACUCCAGCUGUGCCUGUGAAAUCCCUCGCUUAGACUUUAUCAGUCUAAAAAUGAUGGCGUUUGAAGUGUAAGUAAUAUGUACAGAAGCUCUUUUUGUAUUUUAGAUGUUAAUAGAAAUGUGUAAAAUGAGUUGUAAUUAGCCCUUGUAACAAAAAUUGCCAAUAAUGAAUGUUUACCUUUGUUUACUGUUACAUUUUUAAUCAAGUAUUUUUGAAUGUGUGUAUGAAAGGUGUGUGACUGUGCCAGUGUUCAGCCUUUAGCUUAAUGAAGGAGUUUUCCAUCCCAAUAUCAGUCAAAAAUAUACUGUGAUACUCUAUUAUGUUAGAUAUUUUUGUACAGUGGACGCCAGACAGUGUUUUAAUGUUUAUUAAAUUAAAUGAGCAUGCCUUAAUUUCUCAUUCACUACCUAAGUACUAUAGAGAAAUACUGUUAAUGUUAUACAGGUUAUAAUGUAUAAUCCUCAGUUUUCUUACUGGGCUCUGCUGAACACUAAGCGACAAAAUAACAUCUAAUAUACUGAAUCAGGGACUGUUUGUUAUGUUUGAUUUUGCUUUCUGUGAUUUUUCAUACAAUGGCCAAAUGGUAGAUAUAUGGUAAUAGGUAGUCAGUACAUGUUAGAAACAUGUUGUAGUUGUUUAUACUGCAUUUUAUCAAGCGAUUGGCCAAAUCUUAAAGGACAAUAGGAGUAAAAUGCAAGUUUAGCCAUCAACACUUGCUGUUAGCAUGCCUAUUCUACAGUGGUCUAAGUUGUGGGAGGGGGGUGGGGGGUUGUAGUCAUUUAUCCUGAUGGUGGACAGAACUGUGUAUGUUUUUCUCUCACUGUCUGGAUAAGGCUAAUGAAAGCCUGUUGGUUACUGCUUGAAGACUGAAUAUCAAGACUGUAUGUAUGAGCCUCUGCAACCAUGGCUAUGUUAUAAGGCAAGUUGACUUGGGGUAAUCUCUAUGUUGGUAUGAGGUACAGUAUUUGGAUAACUGCAUGCUGUGUGUUGUUGUGAUAAAACAUUGAUUAAAACACAAGAAGGAUACAAUUAUGUGUAACAAAACAUUACACAACAUGAAAUGCUAUUGCUAAAAAUUGGAAAGCCCUCUGAAAGAACACCUGCUUGCUAUAAUAAAUUACUUUCCUUAAGGUAAAACCAAAAGAGCUCUGCUCCUGAAUCCAACAGUGCUAGCUCAUUGUCUUCUCAUUGUUUUUUCAGCUAAUGCUAAUGCUAAAAAAAAAGAUUGCCCAACAUUAAAUUUUUUUGAACGUGAAAACAUUAAUUGAGAUGCUGCACCCAGUAGAAACUAAACAGAAUCACAGAAUUGUUUCAAUGUGAAGUAACUAAAUAAAGUGGAAAUUUCUGAAAUGUCCGUUUUUUGUAAUGACAUCUGCUUUUAGCUCAGUCGGCUUUUUCCCUUUGCCUGUUAACAGUCAGACACACUGGACAUGCACUUGAAGACUAUGAAUUAAUAUCUUUUGGCACUGAAAUAACCCCCCUGUAAAUAAAUGGACUUUAGAAUGGUUUUAUAAA